GAUCCUUGUCAGUUUUCGUGCGUGAACAGACGUAUCGCGAGUCGCGACGUAAACAUUACGAAUAUUUUUUCCUAUUAAUUUUUUUGAGAGAAGGUCAAACAGUGAAAACAGUGUUUACUAAACUUUAUCAAGCCAUGUUGUGGUAAUCAACUCAAUUUUUGGACAGCAGACACAAAGGUGCCAUCUAAACAUGAGUAAACAGAAAGAGUUUAAGUUUCAUGUGAUUGAGUUAUUGGAACCACCAUACAAGGAUCCUGAAAAAUAUGUUUGCGUUCCGAAUUCUUGGAUAAGGUUACGUGAAACAUCAGAUGGUCCAACUCUUGUUAAAUUUCCCGUUGAAGUACUAUCAGAAGUAAAAAAACGUGUUAAGAAACAAGAAUUCUCAGAAAACUGGACAGAUUUUUUGGCUAACAUAAAAUACAGUACAAAGUCCUAUAAAGACGCAAGAAACUACAUCAAGAUACUGAAUAAAAUAUGCGAUCAAGAGCAGAGCAGCACGAAAAUAGUCGAAGAUGUACCAUCAACAUCGUACAAGAAAGAACUCGAAUCACAAUCGAGCUCAAAAACAAACAAAGUCCGUACAACUUCAACUCUAAACAGUGAUGCAGAACCAGUGAGUAAAGAAAUACCAAAGCAACUUGACUUGACUAAUGCCGAAGGAAGAAUAGGCCGAAAGGAAAGCAAAGUUGGAACUGCCGAUGCUUCCCCCCAAGCCAGAAGAUAUUUAACAAGACAGUCACUCAGAAUAUCUUUAUCAGGCAAUAAAACCGUUAGUUUGCCAGAUCAAGCCACAAAAGAGAGUCUUCCGAAAACUAGCCAAUGUGUUGAAGAAAGCGAUAAAACUAACAACAACCAAGAAAAUAAACCAUCACAAAAUAACCUUAUGAAGAAAUGGACAAUUAUAUUGGCUCUACGAUCAGUCUUUGGUGAUAAUUUCAAAGAAACAUUGGAAGAACUUCAUAGUAAGUAUGAAAAAAACCAAUUAAUGUUAGAGAAAAUGCAAUUUGCGUUUGCGGAAAAUUGUAAGAUCAUAAAACAGUUUAUUGAGCUAACGAAUGAAGUCUGUGCUGGUCCUGAUAUUGGUGAGCUAGAGCCUGCAGUCAAAGAAUUAGAAAAUAUUAUGAUGAAAGUAAAUAUAAAUGAAAAUAAUUCAGAUAAAGCAACCGGAUCAAAAGUACAAAAUGAUGCUCGAAAAAAGGAAGAGAAAAAACACAAUAGUGACGGUACAGAAGUUAAAAAUAAUAAUCCACUAAAUAAGAUCCGUGGCCUAGCGCGCAAGUUUACUUUACCACCUGAGUACGAUCCGAAUGACUCAAGAUGGACCCUAAAGCAUCGGGAAAAGAAAAGUGGUGUCGAUGAACUCCUACCACAUUCACGGGUGUACAUAGACGCCAUUCAACUAAGCAACAUUAAAAUAACGUCGAAAGACAGCAAAAUCCUUGCGCGAUCGUUGUUACUGGAAAUUUUUACCGAGAACGCAUUAAGUAUAUGUUCUGUAUUUGGAAAAAAACCCAAUGCAUUUGACUUGGAGGGAACAAGGGUAAGGCCCGGUCUAGAUGAACAUGCAAGAACAGUUUUAUUGGAUUAUGUUAAAAAACAUGCGGCUGAACAAAAUUGGGUUGAAUUUGAUUCGCAGCUGAUUUUAAACACUAUUCGUAACAAAAUGCAAGAAAUGAGAGGCAAACAUCAAAAAAUUAUUGAAAAAUAAUUAGGCUGUAAGGAAAUAUUGCUGGCGUGAUCAUUUAAUUAAUGAGCUUAUUGACGUAUUAGUAGAAUCUGGUGGUCUCGAAUUUUCUCGAAAUCGAUUUUUUUUCUUCGACAUUUAAAAAGUAUGAUCUUUUAAGACUACUAUUAAAUUUUUGCCAUGAUAUUAAAGAUAUUUCAAGUUCUACAGAUCAGUGCAAAAGCAGAUACAAAAGUAAAUAAUACUUACUUCAAACUUAAAGCUCAUUUAUUUCGAAACGACUUUUUUCUACACGUCACAUGACAGAAUUGAAACUCAUCAAUUUUACAGGCUCUAGGCCACCGGAUCUCUUUAUUAUUAUUAUCAAGUUUAUAUCAUUAAAUACAUUAGAUUAAUAGUUUUGUAAAAUAUUUGUUACUAUACUACACAAUGCGUACACACUCUAUUUUCUUAUUAUUGUUAUGAAAAUAUACGUAUAAUGAUACUUA
This is a messenger RNA of Pieris napi, 2172 nucleotides long. RefSeq lists its product as uncharacterized. NCBI's taxonomy places the organism in Eukaryota, Metazoa, Arthropoda, Insecta, Lepidoptera, Pieridae. Bases 191 to 1708 code for a protein of 505 amino acids. The record is from RefSeq and is a predicted model, not a curated record. Gene Ontology annotation, molecular function: DNA binding. The transcript has 4 exons.